UGCUGAGACUCUUAGAUUCAGUGGCAGUGGCUGAGACAACCCCGUUACCGGCCACCGUCUACCCGAGAAACUACCAACUUCGAUCCAGAUCAGCAGCUCAUGGUAAAGAAAAGAGAGAGUCCCCUGCAGGACUUAGGGUCUUUCCGCGUCUCUGAGACCAAGCUCAAAGAGAAAUCGUGGUCAAAGCAAACUUUUAUCAGAAAGAGAGAAUCUGCACUGGACGAGAGCAAAGUCAGAGGAUGCGUUUUAACUGCGAGGAGCUCAAAAUCUGCCAGUCAAAGUCCUGCGUGUUGGCGCGUAAAGGAGUACAUGCCAUGAAGAAACACCAAGCCAGAAGCUCCACUCGGUAAGAAGUGGAAGAGUGAGACUCAAAAGGGACAGAUAAAAAAAAGAGAGUGGAGGCCAAAGAACAAACACCAGCGCGUCCUCAAAUGAUGGGGAUAAAGCUCCUUCUGCUGCUUUUGAUUUACUUAGACCCGCUGAAUGUCCUGUGCACCUCCAUCGCAAAUAAAAAGAACAAAACUCCGCCGCGGAGGAACACGAAGGUGAAGGAGGUCAACGGCAGCACCACCGCGAUCCCGCUGGUUGCCGCCGCGCCAGGGAGGAUCACGCAGGUCCAGGCUCCCUCGGUGCAGCACGACACCUGCCUGGGCUACUACGACGUGAGCGGCCAGUACGACAAAGAGUUCGCGUGCAACAACACCGACCACCGCUUCUGCUGCGGCAGCUGCUUCCUGCGCUUCUGCUGCGCGGACCGCGGCAAGCGGCUGGAGCAGAGGAUCUGCACCAACUACAACACCCCGGACUGGAUCAAAACCCAGCCCCCGUCACCUGCGCCCACAGGUGACACGUACGACCCGGAGCUGGACCAGACCAACACCACGGUGUACAUCACGUGCGGGGUCAUUGCGCUCAUCAUCGCCAUUGGGAUUUCUGUUAAAGUUGCCUAUGAUAAAGCGACCAAGCCUCCGCAGGAGAUGAACGUGCACAGAGCCCUGGCAGACAUCCUGAGGCAACAAGGACCGGUUCCAAUAUCUCAGUUUGAACAUGAAAACCUUGCAGCACUUGAUGGGUCGCCCAAAGACGAGACGCCAGUCCGAACUUUGAAGAAUCAUUACACACCUGUUCACUCCAACCACGGGCACUAUGGAAAAGAAAACCUGCGCAGCGGAGGCCAGGACAUGCACAACUACAUCUCCUCUGGGUUUGUGACACUCGGACGAGGCCAUUUGAAAGCGCAGCACUCCAUAGACGAAUCAGGGCAGAUGUCCUGGCAGGGCGACCUGGACAUCCCACUCGGCUACGGAAACCACCACCAUGACUACCAGCACAGCCACCUGGAUCUGACUGCACUCACACCUAAACUGGCCCACAGAGAAAUGAGACACGAGAGACCCCAGCGGAUGAACAACAUCCUGACCUCGGCCACGGAGCCCUACGACCUGUCCCUGUCCAGAUCCUUCCAGAACCUCAGCCAUCUGCCGCCCUCCCACGAGCUGGCCCUCAAGUCUGACUUAAGUAAAUACUCGUCCUCCCUCGUCAGAUUAAGUGAUAAGGACAUUGAUGACUACUACACAAGGAAGCAUCACCAUACUGACUUUGGCGGCAGGGGUCCCACCCACAUGGUGAAGCUGAAUACAGAUCAUCAUCAGCACCAGCAGAGGCAGCGCCCACGCCGAGUCCAAAGGGCCAUGUCCCAGGACCACGUCCUGUCUCCUCCCAGGACGCCACGUCGUGGAGACUACGGCUUAUCCUCCUACGGCGUCAUGGCAGCGGCGGCGUACAGCAGCAGCCGCCACCUCUCAGAUGAGCAGCUACUGUCAGCAGACCGCCUCCACUCCCAGGAUCCUUUGCUGUCCCCUGCGAUGAGGCGCGACAAGUUCCGCGAGAAAGCAAUGGCGCGGGCCAUGUCUCACGCCGACAUGCUGAUGCCUAUGACGCCCGUCAUGGACCGCCACAAGAUGACCAAGAUGCACUCUCAGCCCAGUGCCUCUAACGACUGCUACAACACGCUGACGGUCAACCACCAAGUGACUACGUCUAAGAGGCAGGCCUUUGCCUCCCGACGAACUCACACGGUGGACCACCUACAGUACAUUCCUGGCCACCACCACACGUACCGCACUGCCAGCAAAAACGAAGUAACUGUUUAACCACAGAGGGGUUAGCUGAAGGAUUCCCAAGACUCAACACGGACUCCUUCGAAAAUCAGCGAGUCUCCUAAACAGGAGCUGUGUCUUCUUAUUACAACAACCUCCUACAUUAAACUCUUCCUGCUUUUUAGCACAAGCU
Messenger RNA from Notolabrus celidotus (New Zealand spotty), 2292 nucleotides. RefSeq names its product protein shisa-6-like. Gene Ontology annotation, biological process: regulation of short-term neuronal synaptic plasticity; regulation of AMPA receptor activity. NCBI's taxonomy places the organism in Eukaryota, Metazoa, Chordata, Actinopteri, Labriformes, Labridae. The transcript has 9 exons. The record is from RefSeq and is a predicted model, not a curated record. The coding region runs from base 432 to 2153 and encodes 573 amino acids. Gene Ontology annotation, cellular component: AMPA glutamate receptor complex; postsynaptic density; postsynaptic membrane.